CCGGACGCGUCGGUGAUGUUGCUUCCGGCAGGAAAACAAACCAGGAUAUCCAUGUAAAAGAGAACUGUUAGUUUGCUGCGUUAUUCACGCAUAAUUAACCCGAACCCCAUUUUAAAUGUCUGUCUGAAGCUUAACUGUCAAACAUGAGCGUCACUUUGGACAUACGACUGAAAAGAGCGAAUAAAGUUUAUCAUGAAGGGGAGGUGGUGGCUGGUGUCAUCGUGCUGGUGUGUAAGGAGUCGCUGCAGCACCAUGGCAUCACUCUGAACAUGGAAGGACUGGUGAACCUGCAGCUCAGUUCCAAGAGCGUCGGUGUCUUUGAGGCAUUUUACAACUCGGUCAAGCCCAUCCAGCUGAUCAGCAACAACAUUGAAGUGGCCAAAGCAGGAAAGAUACCAGGUGGAAAGACUGAGAUUCCCUUUGAGUUCCCUCUGCAGGCUAAAGGCAACAAAGUGCUGUACGAAACUUACCAUGGUGUCUUUGUCAACAUUCAGUACACGCUGCGCUGUGACAUGAAGCGCCCCCUGCUGGCCAAAGACCUGAGCAGGAACUGUGAGUUCAUCGUACACUGUCAGCCGCAGAAAUCUAAAAUUGCUCCAACUCAGGUCAACUUCACCGUCACUCCAGACACCUUAGAGAACAUCAGAGAGAGGAGCUCUCUGCCCAAGUUUCUGAUCCGAGGCCAUUUAGACGCCACCAACUGUGUGAUCAGCCAGCCUCUGACCGGAGAGGUGCUGGUGGAGAACUCGGACACUCCCAUCAAAAGUAUUGAGCUGCAGCUCGUGCGAGUGGAGACCUGUGGUUGUGCUGAAGGCUACGCCAGAGACGCCACCGAGAUCCAGAACAUCCAGAUCGCAGAAGGCGACGUCUGCCACGGCCUCUCCAUCCCCAUCUACAUGGUGUUUCCCAGACUGUUCACCUGCCCCACGCUGGAAACAACCAACUUCAAAGUCGAGUUUGAAGUGAACGUCGUUAUUGUGCUGCACGACGAUCAUCUGAUCACAGAGAACUUCCCGCUGAAGCUCUGCAGAGUCUGAACCUGGAGCUGAGGCCGUGCAGUCAGGUUCACCACGACUGUGAGACUCUGUGAAACCACAGCGUUGUUGUGUCUUAUCUGAAGUUAUCUGCUCCUCUAGAGCGGUUCAUAAAUGAAGAAAAGCUGCUCACCUCCAGUGGGAGAUCAGCACACCUUCAUCUACUAAAUAAGAACUUUGAGCUCAUGAGAAAUUUGGAGGAAAAAACUCUUUUAAAUGUUGUUUUUGUGACUCUGCUAAUGAUUUACAAUGAUUUGUCAUCCUUCUGAUUAACAGUGUUCAAUUGUGAUACAAUAUUAAAUCUGUCAGUAUUUAA
Messenger RNA from Solea solea (common sole), 1350 nucleotides. It is a transcript of the gene vps26c, whose product is annotated as VPS26 endosomal protein sorting factor C. NCBI's taxonomy places the organism in Eukaryota, Metazoa, Chordata, Actinopteri, Pleuronectiformes, Soleidae. The transcript has 8 exons. Gene Ontology annotation, cellular component: endosome. The record is from RefSeq and is a predicted model, not a curated record. Gene Ontology annotation, biological process: intracellular protein transport. Bases 144 to 1037 code for a protein of 297 amino acids.